UCCUCUCGGAAAGCAGAGGUGGACAUGGCUAUUUUACAGUCGGUGAUAUUACUUGUGAGCGCCCUAUUUGUUGUUAGUGAGGCUUCUUACGCUGUGCAUCAAACAAAAUGUAACAGCAAAGACAGUGAGUGCCUCAAAAACUACUUCCAGGAGGUAGUGUGGGAAGCCGCUAAAAAUGGUUUGCCAGAGGUGGGCAUCCCAAUUCUCGACCCGGCAGAAAUUAAAGACUACCACGUUUCAGUUCCUGGUUGGCUUAGUUUCGAUUUCGAUGGUGUUGGUCAGGGAAUGAAGAGUUGCUUCCUUAACAAAUUCUGGAUGAACUUUGAGAAACGGUAUGCCUCUAUGGAGAUAAUCUGCGAUCUCCAAAUGAAGGGUCACUACAAAUUAUUCUCAAACAGUUCCCUAAUCAGAAAUUUACUAGACGGUGAUACACUUCACGGCGACGGGAACGGUGGAUUGAAAUUCGAGAAAAUGAAGAUGUCAUUUGACUUCCGCUUCAAGGUUGAACAGCGUGGAGGAAACCAUUACCUUAACAUCGACUCCCAGAGCUCGAAAUUCAACGUCGAUAUUCUGCGGGGAGCAAGCUUUACCGCUGACAACCUUUAUUUAGGCGACGUAGAAGCAAGCGCCACUAUCAUGAGGGUGAUGAAUCAACACUGGAAGCUGAUCAUGGACGGAACUGCUCUCCCAUUCAUGUACAAGAUCAAGGGUCUCUUCUACGACUUGACUCAAAAAUACUUUAACAACGUUCCAGUCAAAAAUUAUCUCAAUGAUGACGUGUGGAAGUACGUCGUUACGUAAUUCGGGAGGAUAAUAUAUCGCUGAAGGAUAUUUGGGUUGGUGUAAAACAUGUAGAUCAGAUCUACAGUUUGGGGUGAAUAACAAUAUUUUUUUUAAUUUCGUUAUAGAGGUGAUGCUACGGGUACAGCAAACAUGCGUUUAUAAACAA
This is a messenger RNA of Manduca sexta (tobacco hornworm), 949 nucleotides long. RefSeq lists its product as uncharacterized. Bases 25 to 801 code for a protein of 258 amino acids. The transcript is spliced from 5 exons. NCBI's taxonomy places the organism in Eukaryota, Metazoa, Arthropoda, Insecta, Lepidoptera, Sphingidae. The record is from RefSeq and is a predicted model, not a curated record.